Hippocampus comes (tiger tail seahorse) is the source of this 2308-nucleotide messenger RNA. It is a transcript of the gene foxl1, whose product is annotated as forkhead box L1. The coding region runs from base 628 to 1587 and encodes 319 amino acids. NCBI's taxonomy places the organism in Eukaryota, Metazoa, Chordata, Actinopteri, Syngnathiformes, Syngnathidae. The record is from RefSeq and is a predicted model, not a curated record. Gene Ontology annotation, molecular function: DNA-binding transcription factor activity, RNA polymerase II-specific; RNA polymerase II cis-regulatory region sequence-specific DNA binding. The transcript has a single exon. Gene Ontology annotation, biological process: anatomical structure morphogenesis; regulation of transcription by RNA polymerase II; cell differentiation.
ACUAGAACAAACCAUGACAUUGGCAAAUGUAGCUACAUAUAUUUUUAGAGAGAUAGAUGGAUAACUAGAGUAAGUGCAAUGUUUUUAGUUAUAUUUUCGCCAUUUAAACACGUUUUUCAUUUGACCGAAGCCACAGUAAGUCCCAGCAAUGGAGUCUGCGGUGUUUGCUUGUUCUUUCUGUGCGAGCAAGUCUCAGCGUCAGGGGUGGACGCUAUCUUUCAAACAGCACAUCAACGCGUUUAUGUAUUGGGUGGCCGGAAAUUUUUUUCCAAAUAAACACAGCUUGAUUCAACUUGGGUGGGCAGACUUAUCAAGCGACUAAUUCUAUAAACAGACGAAGGAAUAAAGCGACACCUGAUUGGUCGCGGGGCCGAAUGGGGAACGCAGGGUUAGGGGCUGGUGGGGUGGGCGGCAUCCGGCGCAAUGAAAUUUGAAUUAAUGUGGGUGGGCUGAAACAGCACCGACGGUUUACGGUGGACAAUUUAUUUCCCGGCCCAAAAUCAACACAAACGGAGCAAAAGUACAACAAUGAUUUACAUUUAUUUAGUGGAGCACAAGCGAAACGAGUGAGACAGAGAGAAGAGCUUCUCCUCCGGCGCUCAUUCCGGUGUGCUCGAUCUCUGCAUCAUGACGCUCUACCGCGGACGUGUGACGACAUUCGGCGUGCCAUCCCCCGCUCUGAACUUCACCGGACCUCCGCUCAUCUACUUGUACGGAGGAGACAGCGGUGGCGUGGUGCCCGCCGCUUUGAGCCUCGUGUCGGCUAGCCAGGACCCACCGCAGAAGCCGCCUUACAGUUACAUUGCGCUCAUCGCCAUGGCUAUUAAGAGCACGCCGGAGCAGCGCGCCACGCUGAACGGCAUCUACCAGUUCAUCAUGGAUCGCUUCCCUUUUUACCACGAUAACAAGCAGGGCUGGCAGAACUCCAUUCGCCACAACCUCUCUCUUAACGACUGCUUCAUCAAGGUGCCCAGGGAGAAGGGCCGACCCGGGAAAGGCAGCUACUGGACGCUCGACACCAAGUGCACGAACAUGUUUGAGAAUGGGAACUACCGGCGGAGGAAGAGGAAGGUCAAGUGUCAACAGGAGCGCACCAAAGGUACAUCAUCAGCAUCGGAAAAGGAUCAUCCCCGCUCAUCUUCCUUGGUGGUGGAGAUGACGCUGAAGCACGACGCGCAGGGAUCGGAGACGCGACAAGACUCGGAAUCAGUCCAACAGCAACCGCGCCAAACACACAGACAGAAAGUGUGUCAUGCCAUGAAGCCGACCAGGAGGAAGCAAGACCAGAGGCACAUUUCACCGCGGGCACAUGGCGCGCCCAGAAUCAGCUUGCAAAUUCCCGGUGACAAGUCCACGUCUCUUCCUAAAGCAGAUGUUCCGAGCAAGGACAAAUGCACAGCUUUCAGCAUUGAGAACAUCCUAGCAAAAAGUGAAGGCGACCUGGGCUCGCAGCACCAAAUUACAGGUGCUGCUCCAAACGUGUUUUCGGACGCUCGACAGCAUCACUUAUACGGAAUGAGAUUACCGUUUUGCUCUUGUUUGUCACUCCCUUGUCCAGAUAAAACUUUGCAUUACAAAUCAGAAUAAUGACUCACAAAUGUCCAUUCUCAUUCAUUGGAACUGUGUUUCUCCGACUUUUGGGGGCACAUACUGUAUAUUUUUUUCAACAACAACAAAAAAUCUCAAGGUAAACUACCAAACAAAAAUGUCACUAAAAUGGAGACAAGGAUUUAUCAUGCAUUAUCCUAUCUAAGUGGAAGAACAUUUGAUUUGUUUUUCUGGCAUAGAUAAGUUGAACAAACAUGCAUUAUUAAAUCGUUUUUGGACCAACGAAAUAAAAUUGAAUAAUUUCCCACUGUGCAUCUGGUGAUCUGUUGUGGGACACUGCCACAGCACCCGAGCUCCGAAAUCACUGCAUGAUAGUGUACAUUCCAUGUAGAUGCACAGCUAAUUAUUUUAAAACACAUAGAUUCUUCUAUAUCGCUCAGUUAACUGUUUAUAGGCUCUCAGUUUUCUCUUAAAUAAGAUAGCAUGUUGUUAAGAAUAACGUACUGUAGUGUACAUACAGUAGCUAAUUCAAACAUUUUGUGUAUAGCCUUUUGUAAUCUGACAAGUAAGAUUGAUACACAUGCAUGACUUUGUAUUUCCAUCUGCUCUGAAUUUCAUGUAUAAAAUAAAGAAAGGUUAGUUUGGUAAUCAAUGAACGUUUGUUCGAGGAGAACAUUUUUUAAAACUGACAAAAAGUGGAAAUGCAGAAGUCAGAGGGCGACGAGGAUCAAGGGCUUUCACGGUCUGGGCCAACACUUCA